AUGGCUCUCUCCUCGCAGCCGACCGCUGAUCUAGCUCCUCUGCCUCGAGCGGACGGAUCAGCAACUUUUUCCCACAAAGGCUUUGUCGUCACGGCAGCCGUCAAUGGUCCCGUGGAAGCUCCCAGACGAGAUGAGAAUGCCUUUGAAGCGCUUGUCGAUGUUGUUGUUCGGCCAGCAGCAGGUGUAGGAGGCACCGCGGAGAGGCAGUUAGAAUCUAUUCUGCAGAGCACGCUCCGGCAGCUCAUUCCCAUCAGGGAUUUCCCAAGAACCAUGAUCCAAAUCACCCUCCAAAUUGUCGAGAUUCCUGAGAAUGCUUAUGAAAAUGCUAAAAUUUUGCAGGCCCAGCUGAACCUCCCAGUCAUACCCGCUCUGUUGCAUGCAGCUAUCCUGGGCCUCCUCACCGCUUCUAUUCCAUUAAAAUCUAUUGUCACGGCAUGCACUGUGGCUAUCACAGAGGACGGCGCUUCAACUGGGCGUGUCAUUCUGGAACCGACCGCCAUUGAAGCACGCCGUGCCAAGUCACUUCAUGUAGUUGGUUUCACAGGCGACGGUGGACUCCUUCUUUCUGAGAGCACCGGUUCAUUCUCUGUCGAAGAAUUGGCUAAAGUGCUAGAGCUCGGCGAGAAGGCCUGCUCCAGAGAUCACAAGGACGGAACUGAUGUGCUGAUGGAGGAUGACGAGAUCUCAUCGUCCAGCAUCAGGUACUUCAUUCGAUCAGUGAUGCAAGCCAAGUCUGCCAAGGACCUCCACUGGAAGUGA
Messenger RNA from Clonostachys rhizophaga, 759 nucleotides. The record is from the annotation of a GenBank genome assembly. Lineage: Eukaryota; Fungi; Ascomycota; Sordariomycetes; Hypocreales; Bionectriaceae.